This is a messenger RNA of Malus domestica (apple), 1422 nucleotides long. Its product is annotated as non-functional pseudokinase ZED1-like. Gene Ontology annotation, biological process: cell surface receptor signaling pathway; protein phosphorylation. Gene Ontology annotation, cellular component: plasma membrane. The record is from RefSeq and is a predicted model, not a curated record. Lineage: Eukaryota; Viridiplantae; Streptophyta; Magnoliopsida; Rosales; Rosaceae. Gene Ontology annotation, molecular function: protein serine/threonine kinase activity; ATP binding.
UGACUUUGCAAAGCAUUACCAAUAAACUUCCAAUUCUUCAAAACUCUAGUCAUCCGUCCGCAGAAGAAAAUGAAACUGCCGGUGUAGAAGCGCUGCUGAUCUGCUUGCACAAGACAUCCGACAGCGGACUGCUGGACAAAUCGAUCAAUCUACUGAGUUGGUGCAGUCUUAACUUAUCAUACGUUGAAACAAUGCCAUCAAAACUUGUGAAACUGUUCUCAAGGCUGCCAUUUUUUAGAAGGAAGGAAAGAUAUAUCGAGUCGUCAUACUACAAGAAUCUAAAAAAGUUAUUAGAGGAUCUCUUUGCUUCUGGUGAUGGCGAAUCACAUCCUAUUCAUUGUUACUCUGCUGAUGACCUCAUCAGGGCAACUAACAACUUCCAUCCUUCUCGCAUUGUAGAAAGGUAUUCAUGCUACGAAAUUUUCAGGGGAUUUCUAGAUGGCCGAUCAAUUAUCGUUAAAAAGUACCCCCUUGGGAACGGUCCAAAUGAGGAUAGGAGCAGGUCUAGGGUUAUUCGUGACAUUGUCAUUUCAUUACAGAUGAGCAACCAUGAGAAUGUUUUGAAACUCUUGGGCUGCUGCUUAGAGUUCCCUAUACCAGUGCUAGUGCAUGAAUACGUAGCAAAAGGAGUUCUCAACCCUGAUGCAAGUUUAAGAGGGGCUAAUGAAGAUCAAAUCAUACUACCAUGGAACAUUAGAUUGUGUAUUGCAAAGCAGGUUGCCAGUGCAGUUUCAUAUCUCCAUACCGCUUUUGCCGGACCCAUCAUUCAUAGGGAUCUGAAACCCAGCUGCCUGUUCUUGGAUGAUGACUAUGUUCCCAAACUUCACAACUUCUCGCUCUCUAUAACCAUUCCUCCUAUGGAAUCGGAUGUUGAAGAUGAUGUGACUGGGACAAUUGGGUACAUUGACCCUGUCUACCUGUGGUCUAAUCGCAUUACAGAAAAACUGAUGUUUAUAGCUUUGGUGUGCUUUUACUUGUAUUCCUGACGGGACGAACACCUUGGGAAAUUUGGCGGGUGGAAGGAAUUCCAAUGAUUCCAUAUGCUCGUGGUUGUGAUGGUCGAAUUGGGGAAAUUGUUGAUCCGAAAAUCUAUGAGGAAGUGAGGGGGAAUGAGCAAGUACAACAGCAGUUGCAUGAUUUCCUUGAACUGGCAUUGUUAUGCAUUCGAGAUGACAUUGAAGGAAGGCCAUACAUGGUGGAUGUGGCUAGAGAACUCAUUCGAAUUGAAGAAUUUGUUUUGGCCAGCUAGCUUUAAUCCACUACAUUUGUUAUCAAAAGUAUUGGAGGCCGGUUUAACGGCAAUUCUAAUGUUUGUAAUCUGAUCGUCCUCAUUCUGUAAUUGAGGAUUUGUAGCUGAUAGUAGAACUUUGUAUAUCAAUAAACUUCUUCUCAUGCUGUAAACGUCUGCUUGUACAUAAAACC